Zea mays is the source of this 1637-nucleotide messenger RNA. Its product is annotated as MOB kinase activator-like 2A. The record is from RefSeq and is a predicted model, not a curated record. NCBI's taxonomy places the organism in Eukaryota, Viridiplantae, Streptophyta, Magnoliopsida, Poales, Poaceae. The coding region runs from base 552 to 1133 and encodes 193 amino acids. The transcript is spliced from 7 exons.
CGCAAACAAAUAGAUAAAUCGGACACCAAAAUCCAAAUGAGGCGGGCGCCUGGGUCCAUGAACCUGAUCGGAUAACAGCCCACGCCCAGGCACGCGCGCGGGCGGCGCGGUGGUGGAGGCGAAACUGAAGCGCACGCAGCUAUAGCUUGGCAGGCAAGACGCAGCCAGCAGGCGAGGGGUUGGCGCCCGCCCCGCACCCGUCGCGCUCCAUCACCGCCAGCCUGGCCUUGGCCUGCCGCUCUCUCUCUCUCUCUCUCUCUCUCUCUCUCUUUCUCCCUGCUUCUCUCUCUCCAGCUCGCUGUCGAUGGUGAUGACUGAUGACCAUAUCCGUGCACGGCGCCAGAUACGCAUACACGCACAUAUAUAUACCCGGCCGCCAGGGUUUGGGGGCUCAGAAGAACCGACCGCGCGUCAAUUAACCCAGCAGAAGGUCCGUCGUCUCGUCGCCGACGACUCGGCUUCUGCUCAUCACCACCAGCCACUAGCUGUCGUCGCCGACAUCGACGCACGCGGAGGAGAUCGAUCGGCCCGGCCGCCGGCCGCAGGAGAAGAUGAGCUUCUUUGGCCGCGGCAGCAGAAACCAGAGAACCUUCAGGCCGAAGAAGAGCGCGCCGUCCGGGAACAAGGGGAUGCAGCUGAAAAGGCACAUCGACGCCACCCUCGGCAGCGGUAACCUGCGAGAGGCGGUGCGUCUGCCCAUCGGGGAGGACCUCAACGAGUGGCUCGCUGUCAACACCGUCGACUUCUUCAACCAAGUGAACAUUCUCUACGGCACCCUGAUGGAGUUCUGCACGCCAGCGACAUGCCCGACCAUGUCAGCCGGACCAAGCUACGAGUACAGAUGGGCUGACGGAGCCAAGAUCAAGAGGCCAAUCGAGGUGUCUGCGCCCAAGUACGUGGAGUACCUGAUGGACUGGGUGGAGGCCCAGCUCGACGAAGAGACCAUAUUCCCCCAAAAGCUCGGGGCUCCGUUCCCUCCCAACUUCCGCGACGUCGUCAAGACGAUCUUCAAGCGCCUCUUCAGGGUGUACGCGCACAUAUACCACUCGCACUUCCAGGAAUUCCGGCUGAUCGACAGGGCAGAGCUGGCUCCCCUCAACGAGUUGAUCGAGCCCAUAAUACUUGGUUAUUGACUGGAGAGGCUUUGUUUAGGCCGACUGUGCCGAGAGAAUUUUCCCCCCUCUCCUUUUAAUUUUGAUCAUUUCGGGUGGAAUAUCUCCAUCUGCAUUUUGGAAGCGUAGGCUAGUGGUUUCGCUACUCUGUCCCGGAUGUAUGUGUUCCCUUCCCUAGCAGUAGCAGCCAGCGGUUGGUCUCAACUUUUUCAGUCAAAUGGAGUGCUGUUUGAUCCGACUCAGCUGGGUGCUUUGUUUCUGUUCUGUUCUGUUCUUUUUUUUUUGUCUAAGAUGGGCGCCUCCGUUCUGUUUAUUAUUUUUUAGUUUAACCUUUUCAGCUGGAGUUUGAACUUUUCUCUACUUCUAAAAAGCACGAGUUUGGUGACCAUCUUUCUCCUCUUCCUCACUGUUGAGGACGUAUAUAGUUUUUUUAUUAGUUGUUGCCAGAGAAAUUGUGAAAUAUUAAGGUCGAUGAUAAUAUUUGUAUUGCUCGCUAUAAUAUAAUCGUUAUGCAUUAAUAUUUUA